This is a messenger RNA of Conger conger (European conger), 879 nucleotides long. RefSeq names its product T-cell leukemia homeobox protein 1-like. Gene Ontology annotation, biological process: animal organ development; regulation of transcription by RNA polymerase II. The coding region runs from base 1 to 879 and encodes 292 amino acids. Gene Ontology annotation, cellular component: nucleus. The record is from RefSeq and is a predicted model, not a curated record. The transcript has 3 exons. Gene Ontology annotation, molecular function: DNA-binding transcription factor activity, RNA polymerase II-specific; RNA polymerase II cis-regulatory region sequence-specific DNA binding. NCBI's taxonomy places the organism in Eukaryota, Metazoa, Chordata, Actinopteri, Anguilliformes, Congridae.
AUGGAUCAUGUUGGCGCUCAUCUUCACCAGACUCAAACAGAGCCGAUAAAUUUUGGGAUCGAUCAAAUCUUGAACAAUGCAGCGGAUCAGGGGAGUUGCAUGAUUCCCAACAGCAGGAUCCAAGAAUCCGAUUGGGGUUUAGGAUGUAUCGUCGGUAGUGCUUACCAAACGAUGGCCGGCAAUUAUAACAUCAGCAAUGCUGGGGGAUAUAACAGCAACUCGUGCAGUGGUGUAUCUUUUAACGGUUCCUACAAUAUGGGUAUGAACAUGAACGGGAGUAACUUGAAUCCGGCCGGAGUGAUACGCGUGCCAGCUCAUCGACCACUAACUAACGCUCAUUCAUCUAUACCCACAAGCAUGGCUACAGUGCCAGGUAUUGGAACCGUGAACACCAUCAAUAAUCUCACGGGAUUAACAUUUCCUUGGAUGGAGAGUAACAGAAGGUUUGCAAAAGAUAGAUUUACAGGUCACCCGUACCAGAACCGGACACCACCCAAGAAGAAGAAGCCUAGAACGUCGUUCACUAGACUUCAGAUUUGUGAACUGGAAAAGAGAUUUCAUCGACAGAAGUAUCUGGCGUCCACAGAAAGAGCGAGCCUUGCGAAGUCACUCAAAAUGACUGAUGCACAAGUCAAAACUUGGUUUCAAAACAGAAGAACUAAAUGGAGACGACAGACGACAGAGGAAAGGGAAGCCGAACGGCAACAGGCCAACCGAAUCCUCAUUCAACUCCAACAGGAGGCUUUUCAAAAAACACUGAAUCACCAGGCGAACCCGGACCCGCUUUGCCUUCACAAUACGUCCUUGUAUGCUCUUCAGAACCUCCAGCCUUGGACUGAAGCCUCCGGGAAAAUAAGCAGUUUGGUCUCCUGCGAUUAA